AACACUAAGAAAUAAGGUGCAAAAUUGUUUGUAUCAGUGGAAAAUGUGUCGUUCAGUGGUGAAGAUAAUUCGGUUAACACAAUUAAAGAUGUUGUACGGCUUUAGAUACCGAGUCGCGACACAGUCAGGAACUAGCUACAAUGGCCGAAGUACAUGAUGGCACUGUGGUUGGCGAGAGGCAGCUGGGGCGACGACGUGCUGUGCCGGUCGUCUACCUCCAGGGCUCCCACUAUGAAGUCGGCUUUGAUGUCGGUCGUAUAUUUUCCUCCAUAAUAAAGGACUUCAUAGCCACGUACGCCAAUCUCCGGGACUUCGAGAAGGAGUACAAGACGGAAUUAGGGCGGGAAGCCUAUGACAAGACCCUGGAGAACAUGAAGAGACGGUACCCUUACUAUGUAAAGGAGAUGCAAGGGGUCGCUGAUGGAGCCAACGUUUCAUUUGUCCAGCUGUUCCUUCUCCAGAUGGACGACCUGAUAGGCACCAUCAAUGACAACCACGUUCCUCGCGACGACACCGGCGGCUGCAGCUCCAUUGGCGUCAUCAACAGAGAUACGAACGUUCUGGGUCACACAGAAGACGCUUUCUCGGAGACUCUGAAUCACUUCUACAUAAUGUCCGCUCACAUCAUUCCUACGCCCGAGGAUCGUGAAGAAGGGGCCGUGGAAGAACGUUUCUCAUCGCUGUGCUACGCCGGCCAUAUGCCUGGCUACACCAUGGGCUUCAACGAAAACGGUCUGGUCUUCUCCAUCAACACCCUCAGUCCAGCAGCACUGAAACCUGGGAAUACCCCUCGUACAUUCAUCACCAGAGCUUUACUAGCCGCCAAAAGCUUCAACGACGCUGAACGGAUCCUGCUCGACGAAGGACUAGGAAUCGGCAACGGUUUCUCUGUCAACAUGAUCUGGACGGAAGCGUGGGGCAACCGCCAGCUCUACAACGUGGAAGUCGCCCCGGAUUUCAAGGCAGACCGGUCUUUGCUGAAUAUACACAAAUAUGAUAAGGAGCCGCUCGUGCAUUGUAACAUCUAUAUGCGCCUCAACAUAACCGAAGUGAUAGGUCUGAUCAUAGACAGCAGCGAGUAUAGACUGAAGAAGAUCCACAGCCACGCUCCACCGCAAACCAGGCGAGACGUGGAAGACAUCCUGUCUGACUCCAGCGGGAAGGACUUCAACGUCUUCCAGGAACGCCCCGAGUCCGUCAUCAAGACCAUAGCCGCAGGUAUAUUCGACCUGGACAAGAAGACCUGGAGCAUCUACAUCAACAAACCGAAUGCCUCUGAACCAGUUGCAGUAUUACCAAUAAGGUUUAACAUCUAAGUUCAAUCCAGCCGUGUGGUUCCCGGUACCAAUAGAAAAAAGAAUAGGACCACUCCAUUUCUCCUAUGGAUGUCGUAAAAGGCGACUUAAGGAUAGGGUUAUAAACUUAAUAUUAUUUUAGGCGAUGGGCUAGCAACCUGUCACUAUUUAAAUCUCAAUUCUAUCUUAAAGCCAAAUAGCUGAACGUGGCCUAUCAGGCUUUUCAAGACUGUUGGCUCUGUCUACCCCGCAAGGGAUAAAGACGUGAUUAUAUAUAUGUAUGUAUGUUCAAUGUUCAAUCCUGUGUGAGGAGUCCAAGAUCGGUCUAUGACCACGAUCCGGGAAUGGUUACUACAUGUACAAGGUAAUAUGUGGAAUAUAGUCGCAUUAUUAUUUAAAUAAUCAGAAAUAAUAAAUUAAUUUGAUGUCUUUUUUUAAUAAUCCUAAAUUAGUAUCUAUGUAUGUGUAGUUAGUUUGUAUAGACAUUCCUACUGACAUUUUGAGAAAAUAAAAUUAAUAAAAGUUAUCGCCGAGUGGCCCUUUUCUAAAUAAACAAAUCAAAGUGACAACUUCCAGAUAUGUUAUUUUUUUUUAUCAAAAUUGGACUAGAUACUUUAUUAGUGAUGCGUGGUCUUACAUAAAAAAAUACAAAUUUAUAUAAAUUUAAUAUAAACGCGAAGCUAUUGCUGAAACAAGUAUACCUACAAAAUCAUUCCAAAGAAAAAUCAGACGUAUUUUUAUUUUAAAAUUUCAGUAAGAAUGUCAUUAGUACGUAUUUUAAGAUUAUUAAAAAAAAACCAGAAGCAAUUUAUUAUUUCUGGUUAUAUAAAUACAUAGCGGGCGGGAGAAUAUAUAUUGUAUAGCGGGAGAGGUCUGUAAGGAUCGUAGCAAGUGCAAUUCCAUAGUCUCUGUCUACCCCAAUGGGAAACAGGCGUGCUGGUAUGUAUGUAUGUAUGUAUAAAUACAUGCUUGUUUAACAAAAACCAUGCAAAUUCCCAUUAUUAUAGUUAAGUCGAUACUCCAAGAUAUUCCCACAUAGAACUCUCGCAAAUUAUAUUCCUAAUCAACCUUGGACCAUGGUCACGUACCUAUCUAUAAAAUAAGAAAUAGUUGCCUUACUUUAAUAAUUACUAUAAAAAUAUAUACAACUUAGCUAUAAAUUAUACGUAUCGAAGUAAAAUGUACUUAAAAAUAAAGAAACUAUG
Messenger RNA from Amyelois transitella, 2500 nucleotides. RefSeq names its product beta-alanyl-dopamine/carcinine hydrolase (gene tan). Bases 141 to 1316 code for a protein of 391 amino acids. The transcript has 9 exons. NCBI's taxonomy places the organism in Eukaryota, Metazoa, Arthropoda, Insecta, Lepidoptera, Pyralidae. The record is from RefSeq and is a predicted model, not a curated record.